Molecule: messenger RNA, 3311 nt
Organism: Klebsormidium nitens
Lineage: Eukaryota; Viridiplantae; Streptophyta; Klebsormidiophyceae; Klebsormidiales; Klebsormidiaceae
Source: the annotation of a GenBank genome assembly
AUGCUCCUUACCCCGCUGCCUGCCUGCUGUGCUGCCCGCUGGCCCCUCGCUCUCGCGGCUGCUCCUCCGCUGGCGCUGACGCGCGGCCCUCUGCUGCAGGGCGACGACUCGGGCGACGACGACGACAUGGACGACGGCGAGGCGGGCGCCGGCGACGCAUACGGGCGUCGCCGGGCGGGGCGGCCGCGCAUGAAGAAGGCCGGCAAGUACCAGUGCCGCAAGUGCGACGCCACCUUCCCCACCUCGCGCGGCCGCGAUGGUCACCAGCGCAUGCACGGGCCCAGCGCGGGGGCCGUCGUCCGCCGCGGGCCCUCUGCGGAGCCCUACCACGACGGCGCGCCCUACGGCCCCAUGGCCGCGGGCUGGGGCUCCGACGACGCGGAUCCCACCCGCGAGGCCGCGCCCGAGCCGCCCCCAGCACAGUACGCCCAGGUGAACCUCGCGACCGGAGAGGCUCGGGCAGACGAUCGCGCGGCAGAGGAGGGCGGCGAGGGCCAGCCCGCGACAGUCGGCCCGGGCGCGGAGGAGGUGGGCGCGGGGGACAUGCUGCCGUUCACGGCCGCGCGCAGCAGGAGGAUGCGCAAGCCGCGGCGGUUCGAGAGCUUCGAGUGGCAGACGGACGAGUGGCGGCGGGAGGAGAAGAUGGACGAGACGGCGCCACCCGUGGGCGCGGACGGCAGCGGGUCCGACGGGGACAUGGAGAGCAGCGGCAGCGAGCGGGACGCGCACGUCUUCGCCUGCAACGAGUGCACCGCCGUCUUCCCCAGCGCCAGGUCGCUCGGGAGCCACCGCAAGCUGCAUCGCAGUGAGCGGCGGCGGCGCCUCGAGGAGCUGCGCGCCAUGUCGGAAGACGGCCACUACGGCAGCGAAGUGGGGCCCAAGGCGGAGCCACACGCGGCCGGGGCGCCGGCAGAGAGGAGGGAAGCCGCGGAGCCGCACGCCAAGGCGCGCGCGCUGGAGGUGGGGCGCGAGGUGUACGGCGGGUGCAUUUUGGCCAACGGGCGCUACCGGUGCAACACGUGCUUCAAGGACUUCGGCACGGGGCAGGCCCUGGGCGGCCACCAGCGCAUCCACUCCAGCGGGCCCACCCCGGCCAAGAAGAAGGCGCCCAAGGCCCUGGCCAAGCCGCGCAAGCGCGCGCCCACCGGCACACACCCCAAGGAACCCCACCGCGCGGCCUUCGGGCGGCCGCUGUCGGCCUCGGGCAGCCGGUGCGUGGUCCCGGGGCGGCCGGCGUGGAUGGACGACGACGACGACGAGGAGGCGGAGGAGGAGGUGCGCAUGGGGGGAGGGGGCGAGGGCGGGUGGCGCAAUGCAGCGGAAGAGUCGCCCGUGGGAACCGGGCGCGAUGUGGCGCAGCGCUGGGAGGCCACGGCAGGAGGAGGCGGGGCGGAGUGCGAGGACUCGGCGGAGCUGUUAAUGGCUAUCCACUUCCAGCAGCAGGAGCGAGAGCGCGAGCGCGAGCGGGGCGUCGCGCAACGAGGUAUCACCAAGCCCCUCGCCGCGUCGCCCCUCGGGGUCAAGGCGCGGCUAGGGGCCGCCGCCACUGCUGGAAGUGAACCCCCCCAGGAUGUCGAGAUGACGGUCGCCAGCCCCACGGAGAAGGUGGCCCCCGCGGCCGCGCAGCCGGUCGCAAUAGGUAUAGGAGGGCCCCGCCCGCGGGCAGUCGCGGUUGGUGGGGCGUGGCAUGCGGCGGCCCGGCUGAGCGCCGAGUGGGCGGAGAAUGUGCCCAUCGGGCAGAGCAGCGUCUUCUUUCCGGGCCGCGCGCAGACGGACACGUGGCCUGGGGGCGAGAAGCGCAAGCGCGUGCUGUCGCAGCUGCCGGGCGCCAGCAGCCCAGAGAGCUCCCCCGCCAACAGCCCCCAGGCCACGGGGCCGACCCCCAGCCGCUUCCACGCGCGCCCCACCGCGGCGCACGUGCCCGCCCCGUACCGCCCUGCCAGCAUGGGCAGCCCCGCGGGUGCCGGCCUGUCGCGCUAUGGCGCCCAAGCGCUGCACGGCCAGCCGCGGGGGGCGCCCGAGACGGGGGGGCGGCCGGACCCGCGCUUCCUGAGCACCCUCACGUCCAGCACCAGCGCCGCAGUGACCAAGGUGGGCCCAGCGCGCCUCCACCAGUGCGGCGAGUGCGGAGCUGAAUUCGAGACGGGGGCGGCGCUAGGAGGGCACGUGGGCAAGCACCGCCGAGAGAACGAAAAGCUGCGGGAGAAAGAGGCACACGCGAGCGACCCGCCGAGCAGGGAGGCGCUCCGGGCGGGCAUCAUGGCGCGCGUGGGCAUGUCGCUCACGCCGCGCGGUGGCAACGUGAAGGCGGCCACUGCGCGGCACCAGGCCCCAAAGAAGCGCAUUAUGGUCAAGUUCCAGGCGCAGCAGCAGCAGCACGGGCCCCCGCACCCCGCCGCCCCACUCGCCGCGCACCCCGCCGCCCCCAGCUCCGCCUAUCUGCGGAUGCCCAUUGCGGGCCUCUCGCAGCACCCCGGAGGAGCGGUGCGGCUUGGGCCGUACUCAGUCCCGCCCUCGCAGUUGGCUACAGGCCGCGCGCCCCUGCGACUGACGGUGCAGGUGGCCACCUCCCCCGUCGUGAGCCCCGCCCGGUUGGUGCGCUCCCCCACCUUCGGGCGCGACGCCCUCCCUCGGGCUGCCGCGGCCACCGCGUCCCCCGACCCCACGCCGCGCACUCGCGACGUGGCCGCCUUGCUGCAGAACUGGAAGGCGCACACCGACACCGGCGGCCGAGGGGAACCGCUACAGGCCGCCCGCACCUGUGAGAGCCCCUCCCGCACCCCGGUCCGCAUGGUGAGCAGACUGGCGGUGCCGCCCGCUCUGCUGACGCUGCCCAACGGGAAGGCCGACCCGGAGGCGGCCGCGCCCAAGGUGCUGUCGCCGGGGAACGUGAAUACUGCCGCGCGCGCACCCAUGGGCCCGCUGCAGUGGGAGGCGAAGCUGGCGCAGCGCAAGGCCGCGUCGCCAACGGGCGGAUGCAAGGGCAGCAGCAUGCCAGCCGGGGAGGGGCAGGCGCGGACCCCCAAGGCAAGGCCCACCGGCGAACGGGCUGUGAAUGCUCCGCGUAGUGCCACGUGAUCAGAUAGGCAGGAUGUUAGGGAAGGAAGAGUAGAGCACGCUUUCAUCGAGUCUAAAAUGUAAGGGGAUAAACACGGCCUGCAUUACAAGUUUCAGAGUCUCGAGCUGCGAACCCCUCUCUCGGAUCCAGUGUGCACCAGAGAAAAUUUGAGGCUUAGCCCUGUUGCCAAUGGUUUUACCUUUGCUUGCAGCCGGUAGUAUUCUGUGGCCGUGUUUCUAUCUUUACGGUGGCU